This is a messenger RNA of Hyphopichia burtonii NRRL Y-1933, 4809 nucleotides long. It is a transcript of the gene SNF2, whose product is annotated as SWI/SNF catalytic subunit. The coding region runs from base 1 to 4809 and encodes 1602 amino acids. Gene Ontology annotation, cellular component: nucleus. The transcript has a single exon. The record is from RefSeq and is a predicted model, not a curated record. Lineage: Eukaryota; Fungi; Ascomycota; Pichiomycetes; Serinales; Debaryomycetaceae. Gene Ontology annotation, molecular function: histone binding; DNA binding; ATP-dependent chromatin remodeler activity. Gene Ontology annotation, biological process: positive regulation of transcription by RNA polymerase II.
AUGAAUAGACCACUACUGAAGGAAGAUAUCCAGAAAUAUAUCCAGCGCUGGCAGCAGCUAAAAACCCAGUAUGGAGACCAGGCGGUUAAUAUACCUGAAUUCAAUCAAAUAAGUAAGGUUAUCAGAAUCGUUCAGUCCCAGUACCUUAGACAAAAGCAACAGCAACAGCAACAGCAACAGCAACAACAACAACAGGGACCACUGGGUCAGGGUCAAGGUCAAAGUCAAGUUCAGCCGCCCCAGCAAUUCCAACAACAGGGACAAAUGCCAUUGAAUCAAAAUGGGUCUCAAUUGCAGUCUGGUCAACAAUUUCCGAUGCAACUCAAUAACGGUGGUGUGCCCAACAACAACUCAAACAUCAAUGGGAACUCAAUGAUGACUCCAAAUAUUGGCAAUGCCAAUGUCAAUUUAAUGUCUCAUGUUCCUAAUAAUGUCAGCGGCAUACCUACACCCCAGGGUAAUCAAGGGGUUUUAUCUCAACAAUCUCCUGCCCCUAGUCAUGGUUCUCCUCAGACUGCUCCUUUCCCUCAACCAACCGGUUCAUCUAUAAAUCAACCCCCUCAACAAAUGUUUCAACAUAAUUACCCAAGUAAUUCGAACCUUGCAAGUGCAACAAAUAACUCGACUCCUACCAGCUCCUCGUUCAAUUAUGUUCCACCGGCAGAAAGUCCCUUUUCUACUCAGCAAAUUCAAUUAUUCAGAGCCCAAAAUCUGGCUUUAAAAUAUUUGUUCAAAAAUAAUGGUUCUUAUAAUCAAAUUCCUCCAGGAGUUAUUGAUAUGGCCACCAAUGAAAGAAUGGCUUUCCCGGACACUGCUUAUAAUAACCAAAACGUGAACUCCCAAUCUCAACCAACUUCUCAACCCCCUUCUCACGCAUCAGGGUCCCCAGUUGUUGGUAUGCAACAACCUCCAACUCAACCCCAAUCGCAGCUGUUUAAUCAACAACAACAACAAGGAAUACCACAACAAGCAAGAAGUAAUUUCCCUUCCCAAUCUCCAGUUGAACCCUCGAAGAAAUUACCCGCCGGGAAAAGACCUUCUAAAUCUAAAACCCCUGUUUCUAAUCCUAAUCAAAAGAGAACUCCGUCAAUACCAAAUAAAAACACUCUUGAGCCAAUAGUGAUGAAGGAGGCUCCUCCCCAAAAUAUAAAAGACGUUGUUCCUGAUAAAGAAAAGAAUAAUAAAGUAAUUGUACCUAUAAGUAAGCCAUCUUUACAAGUUAACACUUUUGAAGUUCCUGAGUUUGUUGGUGAAAACAUUAAAGACAUUCCUUUCAAUUCAUUUUAUGUUCCUCAAAGUAGAGUUCAAUACCCUGGUGUUUUACCUGAAGGCUUUGAUAUCAACAACAUUAUGAAUAAUAAAGAAACUCUUUUGUUGUUAGAGAUUGAAUUCGAAAAGGAUGCCCUUCGUGCUAAAUUACAAUCAGUCAGUGAUGAUGAAAAAGAACGUAUUGAAGCUGAAUUAACUAAACUUGAAUUACUACCAUUACAAAAAAUAAUGAAGGGUAAAGUGUUGUCCCAAAUAUGGUUUAGUAAAUCGUUAUUACCAAACUCACAUCCUAAUUUUUUGGCAAAGUUCAAUAGCCUUUCAAUAGAGAAUAUUUCAGCAACUCAAGAUUUAUAUCAGCAACAAUUAUUCUCAUUGGUUCAAGCUCAAAAUAAAAGACACCAAAGUGCUAUUUCUAAAAUUAUAUCCCAUAAAACAACUCGUCAUGAAAAAAUCAUUUCAAGAAAGGAAAAAUUGGAGAAAUUUGGUAAUAAGAUUAAUAGUUUCCAUGCUCAAAUAGCCAAAGAAGAACAAAAGAAGGUCGAAAGAAUGGCUAAACAACGUUUGCAAGCUUUAAAAUCUAAUGACGAAGAAGCUUAUUUGAAAUUGUUAGAUCAUACUAAAGAUACAAGAAUUACGCAUUUGUUGAACCAAACCAAUCAAUUCUUGGACUCUUUAGCUCAAGCAGUUCAAACUCAACAAAAGGAAUCUCAUGAAAAAAUGUCUCAAGGUGGUAGAGGCUUCCAAGAAGUAGAACAACCUGAAUUCGCGUCAGAAGAAGAAAGAAGAGAAAAGACAGAUUAUUAUCACGUUGCUCAUCGUAUAAAAGAAGAAGUUACCAAACAGCCUUCAAUUUUAAUCGGUGGUACUUUGAAAGAAUACCAGAUUAAAGGUCUUCAAUGGAUGGUAUCUUUAUUCAAUAACCAUUUAAAUGGUAUUUUAGCAGAUGAAAUGGGUUUAGGUAAAACCAUUCAAACUAUUUCAUUGCUUACUUAUUUAGUUGAGAUGAAAAAACUUUCGGGUCCAUUCUUGGUCAUUGUUCCAUUAUCAACUUUGACCAAUUGGAAUAUAGAAUUUGAUAAGUGGGCACCUAGUCUCAAAAAGAUCACCUAUAAAGGUACUCCUAAUCAAAGAAAAGUGAUGCAAAAUGAUAUCAAAAUUGGUAACUUUCAAGUUCUUUUAACUACUUUUGAAUAUAUUAUUAAAGAUAGAAAUCUUUUAUCAAAAGUAAAAUGGGUGCAUAUGAUCAUUGAUGAAGGUCAUCGUAUGAAAAAUGCACAAUCCAAAUUAUCCGAAACUUUGACCCACCAUUACCAUAGUGAUUAUCGUUUGAUUUUAACUGGUACGCCAUUACAAAAUAAUUUACCAGAAUUGUGGGCCUUGCUAAAUUUUGCCUUACCGAAGAUUUUUAACUCGGUAAAGUCUUUUGAUGAGUGGUUUAACACCCCAUUUGCAAAUACCGGUGGUCAAGAUAAGAUUGAGUUAAGUGAAGAAGAAACAUUAUUGGUUAUUAGAAGAUUGCAUAAAGUUUUGAGACCUUUUCUUUUGAGAAGAUUGAAGAAAGAUGUCGAAAAAGAUUUACCUAAUAAAGUUGAACGUGUUGUUAAAUGUAAGAUGUCAGCUUUGCAAUCUAAGUUAUAUCAACAAAUGUUGAAAUAUAACAUUCUUUUUGCAGGAACUGGUGAUAAACCGGUUACCAUCAAAAAUGCUAAUAAUCAAAUUAUGCAAUUAAGAAAGAUUUGUAACCACCCUUUUGUUUACGAAGAAGUUGAGAAUUUAAUCAAUCCUACCGUUGAAACUAAUGACCAAAUUUGGAGGGUUGCAGGUAAGUUUGAGUUGUUAGAUAAGGUGUUACCCAAAUUUAAACAGACUGGUCAUAGAGUAUUGAUCUUCUUUCAAAUGACUCAGAUCAUGGAUAUCAUGGAAGAUUUCUUACGUUUGAGAGGGUUGAAAUAUAUGAGAUUGGAUGGUGGUACCAAGUCUGAUGAUAGAACUGGUUUAUUGAAAUUAUUCAAUGCUCCAGAUUCCGAUUACUUUUGUUUCUUAUUAUCAACCAGAGCUGGUGGUUUAGGAUUGAAUUUACAAACAGCGGAUACUGUUAUUAUUUUUGAUACUGACUGGAAUCCACAUCAAGAUUUGCAAGCUCAAGAUAGAGCCCAUAGAAUCGGUCAAAAGAAUGAAGUCAGAAUCUUAAGAUUAAUUACAGAAGAUUCCGUUGAAGAAAUGAUUUUAGAAAGAGCUCACGCUAAAUUAGAGAUUGAUGGUAAAGUCAUUCAAGCAGGUAAGUUUGAUAAUAAAUCCACCGCCGAAGAACAAGAAGCCUUAUUGAGAGCUUUGUUAGAAAAAGAAGAAGAACGUAGACAAAAGGGUAACGUUGAGGAAGAAGAAGAUUUAGACGAUGACGAGUUAAAUCAAGUCAUUGCUAGAAAUGACGGAGAAUUGGAUACUUUCAGAAAAUUAGAUGAAGAAAGAGCUGCAGCAACGAGACAAGCAUCUUAUUCCAGUAGGUUGUUUACUGACCCAGAAUUGCCAGAAAUUUAUAAGAAGGAUCCGGAAUCGCUUCUCAAUACUGAUGCAAAAAUUAUACAAGAAUAUGGUAGAGGUACCAGAGAGCGUAAAACUGCUACAUAUGAUGAUCAUUUGACCGAAGAACAAUGGUUGAAGCAGAUUGAUGGUGUUGUUUCUGAUAGUGAUGAUGAAGAAAACAAACCGAAACGUACUCGUGGCAGACCAAAGACUAAGAAAGCUGAUGAUGACCUUGAUCAAGAUGUGGAUCUGAAUAAUGAAGGUAAUGAAUCAAUUGCAUCCACUAAGAGAAAAGCUUUACUCGAUGACGACAACUAUGACUACUCUGAACCGGUUCCAACCAAAAGACAAAGGUCAUCCACUCCAAAAGGACCACCUACUAGAGGUAGAGGGUCAAGACGUGGUAAAGGACGUGGUGGACGAGGCUUGGGUCAACGUGCUACCCCAACUAUUGAUCCAUUGACCCCAGAAGAAAGAGCAUCUUUACAAUCAAGAAUGGAAUCCAUUUUAGACUUAAUAAUGAACCACACUGGUGAAGACGGAAGAAGGCUCAGUGAUUUAUUUUUAGUUAAACCAUCAAAAAGGUAUUACCCUGAUUAUUAUGUAUUGAUCAAACACCCUAUUGCAUUGGAUACUAUCAAGAAAAGAAUUUCAUCUAGAACUUAUACUGGGAUUAGAGAACUCCUAGAAGAUGUUCAUCUCAUGUUUAGCAAUGCUAGAAUUUACAAUGAGGAAGGUUCAAUUGUGUAUCAGGAUGCGACCAUCUUGGAAAGUUUGGCUAUUAACCAUUACAGAGAGUUAUCAUCAGACGCUUCUCCUGAAGAAGUAACAAGAACACUUGAUUUUACUGAUUUUGAUGAAAUCUAUAGUCUCAAGCCUCUAGUGAUUCCUCCUGUCGCCGUCAAACACCCUUUAGAGCAGCCAUUGGAUAACCUAGACACAAACGAUUCGAUGACUGGGUCUUUAAUCUCUAGUGGCGUAGGAAUAGAUGACUCUACUCCCUUUGGCAUAGAUUGA